Meloidogyne enterolobii is the source of this 1143-nucleotide messenger RNA. NCBI's taxonomy places the organism in Eukaryota, Metazoa, Nematoda, Chromadorea, Rhabditida, Meloidogynidae. The record is from the annotation of a GenBank genome assembly.
AUGCUUCCCUCACCAACAGCUGGUUUGUCUAACAACCACCACCUUCAACUAUACAACGGAAAAGAAGAAUAUUAUGUAGACGACGGACAAAGUAUUGACAAAACAUCUCCACGUCGACGUCGUUCCACGUCAAAACGUCUUUCAAAAAUUCCAACAUCAACUACGACUUUAAAUAAUGGAGCUGGUUCUUGCAGUAUUUUACCAUUAAUUAAGGGAAUAAAAGUUGUCGAUAAAAGCAAUAAUAUUAAAAGAAGACAAAGCCAAGAUAGAGCUAAAUCUUCUAAUGGCCUAGAAACAACAGGUCUUAAGCCAAUAAUUUCCACAGCAGAAAGGCGAAGUAGUUCAUUUGCUGCUUUACCAGUUAUCGAAAAUUGUGUAAAACAAAAAUUAAUUGAAAAACCACAAAAAGAAAUUUCAAAACGUGAAAAAAGUGUAGAAAAUAUACGAGGGAAAGUUGGAGGAGGAAAUACAAAAUUGGAUGAAGUAACAACUGUAAGAGUUCGUCGACGUAUAAUUAUUAGCGAUUCACAACAGAAAAAAUCUGCUUUCAAUAAAAACAUUUCAUUAGACUCCUCUUCAAGUGGGCCGGCAGGUGUUUCUCACCCGAAACCUCCCAUCAAAAGAAAGCCAAAUAAAAAGGUCAAAAAAUUAAUUGGAGAAUCUGUGGGAACACAAACAGAAAAUGAGGUUUGUAUAUCAACGGACGAGACUUCGCAAACAACAGAAACUGAAACAAUAAAACAAGAACAAAAGAAGGAAAUAGACACACAAAUGCCCCAAACAAGUAAAACAACAAUUGUUGUUCCAAGAGCAACACAAACAGAUCAAAAUUCCUUAUUUAAUCAAGUGACCGGUGGAGGGACUACAAGCAAUCGAUCGAGUAUGGAACAACGUAUUCAACUUCUUGCCAUAAUUGAACAUGCAUUAGAUGAAACUAUUGAUAAAGAAUCAAGACUUAGAACUAAUGAAUUUAUCGCCUCGACUGCCCGAAAACAAGCUCAAAUUUGGAGAGAUGCAAAACAAUUCGUUGCUUUAAACCUUCUCCCUCAAAGUAUUGAAUUAGCAAAUCAUACACGACAAUUAAGCCGCGAGAGUUCUCUUCGCUCCUACGAACGAGCACUCAGAAAUAUCCAUUUACCCUAA